GAGGACGGCACGCCGCCACCACACAGGGAUUUUAAGGAGAGGGGUGUGGUGCACUAGCCGUCGCCCACCCUUGGGCGUCCGCCUCUUCCUAUCUCUCUGGCACGCAGCCACGCGGAAAGACAAAGUGCGUUUGCGAGGUGGUCGAUUUGGCGGAGCUGGCGAAGCGGGAGGGAGCCGACCUCAGCGGCCUCACACCGUCGACCAUCUCGGCAGACGCGAUCAAGGCCCUCAUGCCCCGCGGUGACCCAUCGACGGCGGGCCCAUCGCGGGUCUCCAAGCGGGCGGCGGACAAGUCUCCGCCAGACCAGCCGCGGCCGAAGCGCAUCGAGCCCAAGACUUGGCCGUUCAACCUCGAAGACUUGUACCAGCUGCUGGAGCAGCCCUCGGGGGGUCGGCAGAUGGAUGCCCGGCCUGCCACCCCGCCCUGCCGGCCGACGUCUCGCCUCUGGCAGAGCGACCCUGGCCCGCCCCGCCCCCGGCGUGUUGCACCCCGCCCGGAGGGAGAUGCGGGGUUUCAGCGGGAGAUGGUGGCCGUGUUCCGCGAGAAGGCCGCCUCCGACGCAGCCCGAAAGCAACUCGAGCAGACCGUGUCCGAGAAGGCCGCCUCCGACGCAGCCCGCGAGCAACUCGAGCAGACCGUGUCGCGGAUGGCGAAGGCGCUGGAGAGCUCGACUCAGCUCUGCGCCAAGCUGCAGCAGGCGGCGGCGGCGACGGCGAAGGGCAGCUCCAAGGCCCUUCAGAAAGUUGCGAACACGCUGCUGGCGCCGGCGGGCGGCAACCUCACGGUGCAGCAGGUGGCGUGGGCGGCGGCCCACUCCGCCGCCGUCCUGCAGCCCCACGACUCGUGAAGCGAGUCACACUCGCUCGAGCCGUAUCUCCUUGUCUAGUUGUCUCCCUCCGCGCUCUCUGCGUUCGUCUCGAUAGGGUUGUACUGUACAUGCCUUUCUGCCGGCGCCCCCCUGCCCUGGGCCACGGCCGUUGUUUAUGUGUUUGUUGUUUGCCGUUGAGGCCACGUACGUUGC
This is a messenger RNA of Emiliania huxleyi CCMP1516, 1022 nucleotides long. RefSeq lists its product as hypothetical. The record is from RefSeq and is a predicted model, not a curated record. The transcript has 2 exons. Lineage: Eukaryota; Haptophyta; Isochrysidales; Noelaerhabdaceae. The coding region runs from base 231 to 848 and encodes 205 amino acids.